AUGGACGAAGUUUGGUUUCAGAGAAGAAGGGUUGAAACGAAAAGCAGAGACGGUGACAUCGCCGUGUAUCGUGGAGGAACGGUAAUGGUACACUUUGUUGAAGAUAAUAUACAUUUUAUACGAAAAUCUGUCCCUAAUUUUAUUUAUGAGUGA
Messenger RNA from Sphenostylis stenocarpa, 153 nucleotides. The record is from the annotation of a GenBank genome assembly. NCBI's taxonomy places the organism in Eukaryota, Viridiplantae, Streptophyta, Magnoliopsida, Fabales, Fabaceae.